GGGUGCGAGGUCCCAGCUUGGCUGGACAUGGACAUGGGCCGGCACUGUGGCAGAAGGAACAUUUCCAAUAACUGGACUGGUCGCAGUUCAAAUCAUUCAAGAAAUUCCUUUGUCAAACAAACGGCUUGGGAAUCUUUCUGUAUCACGGCUCUCAGCCUGGCGGCCUAAUCCUCAGUGGUAUAGCUGGAGCUCAGGCUUCCAGCGGAAACCACUGGGGGCUUAGUGCUCCUUGCCCCACCGCCCCUUCCCGGCGCUGGUCCCGCUCCCUUGUGGCGGCGGGUGCCCGUGAGCUGCCGGCGCUACUCCGCUGUCGAGCUGAGGUCACGGGGACCGUCCCAGCGCCACCGGAGCCGACUGGCAGACGCGCCGCGUCCCCGCCGGAGAAGGAGCGAGGCCGUUCCCUGCGCAUCCCCGCAGCAUCAUGACUCUUCAGGCUGACUUUGAUGGUGCUGCAGAAGAUGUAAAAAAAUUAAAAACAAGACCAACUGAUGAAGAACUGAAGGAACUAUAUGGACUCUACAAACAGGCUACUGUUGGAGAUAUUAAUAUUGAAUGUCCAGGAAUGCUAGAUUUGAAAGGCAAAGCCAAAUGGGAGGCAUGGAACCUGAAAAAAGGUUUAUCAAAGGAGGAUGCCAUGAAUGCCUAUAUCUCUAAAGCAAGAGCAAUGGUAGAAAAAUAUGGGAUCUAGAAUAUUCAAAAUAAUUCCUACUAAUACUUAACUCUUCAGCUAAUGAACUAACUCUGUUGAGAAAAAUGCAAUACUAACUCCUUAUUGUGAGGUCUGACACUAAUAUAUUUUAAACAUAAGCUGUUUGACUGUAAAGGGUAUUUACAUAUAUAAUCUAUUUUUAGCUUGUAUAUUAAUCUAAAUAAAUUUGAACUGAAUAAAUGAA
Haemorhous mexicanus (house finch) is the source of this 893-nucleotide messenger RNA. RefSeq names its product acyl-CoA binding domain containing 7 (gene ACBD7). The coding region runs from base 422 to 688 and encodes 88 amino acids. The transcript has 4 exons. Gene Ontology annotation, biological process: fatty acid metabolic process. The record is from RefSeq and is a predicted model, not a curated record. Lineage: Eukaryota; Metazoa; Chordata; Aves; Passeriformes; Fringillidae. Gene Ontology annotation, molecular function: fatty-acyl-CoA binding.